Messenger RNA from Misgurnus anguillicaudatus (oriental weatherfish), 6069 nucleotides. The record is from RefSeq and is a predicted model, not a curated record. NCBI's taxonomy places the organism in Eukaryota, Metazoa, Chordata, Actinopteri, Cypriniformes, Cobitidae.
CUUUAUUGUUAAUUUUCAACCUCGUUAUGGCAUAAUAUGGCUUCUGGUCUAAGGCCAUGUCUUAUAGGAGGAUCGCUGGAGUUCAGGGGGAUGCCAAUGAAACUGCAUCCAAGUUUAACACAAAAUGUAUUUCUUAGGGACGGAAAGAUGCGUUUUUCUUAAAACAAGAUGGGGCUGUUUGAACCAGUGGUGGUGUUUUGUCUUCAUCGUGGGAUUUGUAGUUCUGUUCGUGUGCGUUGUGAUCUUGUAUUGGUGUGUCUCCGAUUGCAUCUUAACUAUGGAUCAGCAGUUUUAUAAUCUAUAGACUUAUCAUUCAUUGAUUUAGUUUUGAAAAGUAGUUUAUUCAUCUACAUGAAACAGCAUAUUGACCACGGGUGUAGCCACCAUGAGGCAGAAUUACGAGUCGAAGGCGUUGCUUAUUAAUAAUAAUAAGAAGAAAUCUACGCUGACGUUGCUUGGUAACCUUCCUAGAACAUCCAGUCAGGCAGUCUAAUUAAUAUUCAUAACUCAAGCCUUCCCCACGGUAGGAUUCGUUAAUUGGUCAGUUUACCAGCAGAUCAAGUAUUUCAGCCAAUAAAGUAUUUCAACGUCAUUUCUACGUCACUUAGUUCGUAAAUAUUCAUGAGUGAAGCUUGUCCGGUCUGUAGCGUCGAUGCGUCUUGAAUGAGUUCAGUGAGCGUUGCGCGUCCUCUACAGAUAGUGAAGAGUCACUGCAUGGAUGUUUGACGCGCUGCAGUGCGACAAGGAUGCGCGACAGUUGCUUUAUUGUCAUUUAUUAAUCUCAAAGCAUUUACUUACUGGAUAAAAUAACAUUUACGUAUAUAUUUUUUUAAUUAUCUCGUCUUUGGCGGUUUGCAUCAUGCUGCUCUCUGAAGCCCGUCCUAGUAUAUACUGCGAAUUCAAGCACACAUCACGUGUCAUUUCUGUAUAUUUGCCAUAACCUUGGACUCUGGUAUGCGUAAACCGUUUGCAUGAUUGAUAUUUAAUAGGCACAAUGACAAUGAGAUAACCAACUAGGUGUUUUGUGGCUUUCAGCUUCAAUGGAUUCAUCGGAGCGAUUGAAGAAGGCUUUGUUACGUGCAUAAGUUACAUUGUAACAGAUUGUCUUCGCGUUUAAAAAUUUUGAUCACACCUGAGGGGAUUUUUUUGCUCGAUGGACCGAGAAUAAGAGGCGGAAAUCUGGUGCUUUAUGAUUUUUGAAAAGGUCCCAUCUGAUGGUUUGUGUCACCGUGUGGUCCCAAAUGAAGAUUUCAAAACGACGGAAGAGACUGACGUUUCAUAGUCUCUGUGUCAGGCUGGCAAAGGAGGGUUUUGGCGUCGACUAAAUUGGUCAUUUGCAGGAUAUUUGUCAGAGACGUAAGGUUUUUGAAGAGAUUUGUGAACAUGCUAAAUGGCUCAUUUAAGCUGGGGGUUGCCAGAGUGGUCUCAGGGUUGCAGUGCCUAGCACCAGCUCUGCAGGAUAACGGCAACAUGAACGGCAAUACAGAGCAGCAGGACAUUCUGCCCCCUAACUGCAUGGUCAAAGAGCGAUGGAAAGUGUUGAAGAAGAUUGGAGGAGGGGGCUUUGGGGAAAUCUAUGAGGCGUUGGAUCUGCUGACGCGGGAAAAUGUGGCUUUAAAAGUGGAGUCAGCUCAGCAGCCCAAACAAGUCUUGAAGAUGGAGGUUGCAGUACUAAAGAAACUGCAGGGUAAAAACCAUGUGUGUAAAUUCAUUGGCUGUGGUCGAAAUGAUAAAUUCAACUACGUUGUCAUGCAGCUGCAGGGCAGAAACCUGGCAGAUCUCAGGCGAAGUCAGCCGCGUGGCACCUUUACCAUGAGCACAACCCUUCGCCUGGGAAAACAGAUUCUGGAGUCCAUAGAAGCUAUUCACUCUGUUGGGUUUCUGCACAGGGACAUCAAACCGUCAAAUUUCGCCAUGGGAAGACUGCCUUCAACAUACAGGAAAUGUUAUAUGCUAGAUUUCGGACUCGCGCGACAGUAUACCAACACCAAUGGAGAAGUCCGACCACCAAGAACUGUUGCGGGCUUUCGAGGAACAGUUCGAUAUGCAUCUGUUAAUGCACAUAAAAACAAAGAAAUGGGUCGGCAUGAUGACUUAUGGUCGUUGUUUUAUAUGCUGGUUGAAUUUGCUGCUGGGCAGCUGCCGUGGAGGAAAAUAAAGGACAAGGAGCAGGUGGGUCAGAUUAAAGAGCGUUACGACCAUCGGAUGCUACUUAAACACAUGCCAUCAGAGUUUAAUGUCUUCCUAGAGCAUGUUUUAGGCCUGGACUACUACACCAAACCCGACUAUCAGCUCCUGAUGUCAGUGUUUGACAACAGCAUGAAAGAACGCAUCAUCACAGAGAAUGAGCCGUAUGAUUGGGAGAAAAGUGGGACGGACUCCAUGAUCUCUGCCACCACACCAACCGCACAACAAAACACGCGGCCUACCGCAGCCAUGAUUGGGGUGUUAAAUGUGACCCCUAUGCCAGGUGACCUUCAGAGGGAAAACACAGAUGAUGUUGUGCAGGACGAGCACCUGAGCGAUCAGGAAAAUGCUCCUCCAAUUCCCUCUGGACGGCCGGCUGAUGGCAGCCAGUUGCCCACAGAUGCAGAUGGAUGGGAAGAGACAGAUUUUAAUCGCAACAAGCUCAGGAUUAACCUUGGAAAGGGAGGUCAAGAUGAGGAGGGUAAUCGAGGGAUGUGUCCUAUGUCACCACAAAGAGGAGGGGGAACUUUGGACUCUCCAGGUGUGCAUUUACACUCGCUCAGGUACCGACGGGUCAACAGUCCUGAAUCGGAUCGUUUGUCUACGGCUGAUGGACGAGAGGGUUACGGGCAACGAAUGGACAUCAUGGGUUCUCCAUCUCGACACAUUUACUCUUCCCAGCCCGCUCAGAUGCUGUCCGUCGAGGGUUGCCGCGGUGACCGCGGGCGUAACGAUGCUUCUGUGGAUCAAGAAGCCCACAGCAACGCCUUCAUCCGUUCUGUCCCGCUCGCAGAAGAGGAGGAUUUUGAUAGCAAAGAGUGGGUUAUUAUAGACAAAGAAACAGAGCUAAGAGACUUCCACCACCUCCCGGGAGCCGAGCCCACCACAUCCGGCACCACAGAUGAGGAACCGGAGGAAUUACGCCCUCUGGAGGAAGGAGAGGAGCGGAGGAGACACAGGGGGACCGAUCCGUCCGUCAGACCCAAAUUGUCAUAUGGUGACCGGACUACAAGGGGCAUGCUACCUCUUACAGAGGAGGAGGCAUCCAGGAGGAGUGGAAAAGGGCAUUCGACAUCAGCAGAGAGCCCGGUACAGUCACCCUGUCACUCACUCCUCUCCGGACGGCCACGGCGACGGGAGUCAGACAACAAUGGACCUCAGAGACAGGCUUCUUCUCCAAGUGAGCCUUUAUUAUCACCUACUGACUACAGGACAAAGUCUCCAUCAUCUGAGAAGGAGAUGUUCCACAUCCUUCCUAAACUGCAAGCUAAGCGAGCAGACUUCCUCACCGUCAUGCUUACGGGAAGCCUGCAGCAGCGUCGGGCCUUCACAGAACCACCUGAAAUACAGGACGAGGGACCGCGGGAUGAUGAUGUCACUAAAAGCGAGUCCAGCAGCGGGGCAAGCGAAAAGAGUACCGAACGUAGUCAAGAUGGUGCUCCAUCCACCUUAGUGGCUGAUGAUCCACACAAGGAGGAAAAGGAACCGGCUUCAGUGGCUGAAGUAGAUCCUGACCAAGAAGAUGUUUCUAAGACCCUUGUUUUGUUUUCUCCAGGCGACGUAAAGAAGUCUCCAAAUGCUAUGAAUGGGACUGAAUUGGAGCAGGGUCUGACGGGCUUUGAUGCUCUUCCAGAGGUUCAUGUCCAGGAGGAUAUAAAGCAAGUGCAGGGGUCUACAGAUUCAGUUGAGCUGACUUCUAAACCAAUCAUAACCAUCUCAACAUCUGCCGUGGCUUUGGACUCCAUUGCAUCACCCUCUUUCUCUAAAGUGGAGCGCACUUUUAUACACAUUGCUGAGACAACCCAUCUGAAUGUUAUGUCUUCCAGUGGUGCGCAGGUUAGGGAAGGUGAUCCUGAAGUUGUGGUGGUUGUUGAGAAGGUUGAAGGCAGAUCACAGACAAAAUGUAUCCAUUCUAAAAUAACAUCUCAGACAGUUACAGAAGAACCUCAGGUACUUAAUGUUUUGAAUGAAUAUUUGCAAAAUGAAAGUUCUGACAGAAAUGACAAUCUUAUAGUCUCCUCAGACUCAAAAGAACCCAUACAACAAGAUUCAUCAAUUGCUGGAAACCAUGAAAAACAACCACCAGAAGAAUGUCAUGAGGAGAAGCCAGCACCUGAGAAUGGUGCAUGCAGCGAAAAGCUUUCGAAACCUCCACGGCCAGGGAGCAAGAGCCGGAUUCCAAUCCUGGCCUCGGAAGAGGACACAAGAUCCGACCAAUCCCUGUCCACCAGAGAGCGAUUGCGAAGAAGAGCCAUGCAGCAGGACUUGGCACGCCAGGUUGUGGAAAAACAAAGACACUGGAAGAGACUGAAUUCCAGGACAUCUUCUUCAUUAUCUUCUGGAGAUGAGCCCAAGAGAGCAUCAGAGACCCUUUCUGUAACAGGCUCAGAGGAGGAUACUCAUGAAUCUGUAGAUACCCUUAACAAAGUGAAGAAAGAAGCAGAGGAAAAGCCUGGGACUGGAUGGCACAGCCGGAUCCCCAGACCAGUCACUCCAAUACGGAGGCCUUCAACCAAACUAGCAGUUGCAACACCUGGUCUUGUUGUCCUGUCAGGUGCUGGCUCUUUAAUGUUAGAACAAAAGCGAAGAAAUGGCCUAAAAGUUCAGUCACAAUCAAGUGCUCCACCAAUUCACACAAGAUCUAAAUCCUCCUUGUCCCGUUCCACCGUGCCAAGCGGAGGUAAUCGCAUGCCUCUCUCCUGCAUUCCUGCAACAUCCCGUCGCAGCUUAAGCACCGCAAACUGCACUUUCCCGUCUAGCCGUAUAGCAAGCCCCUCUCCCCAGAGACCACAUCUGCGGACUGCAGUCAACGAGUCCCGCACGCAGCCGUUUAUUCUCCGAGCCACUGUGGAGACCCCACUGAAGUCUAGGACUACUUCUUGCAGUGGUCCUGUGAGGGACCGCAACCUUCAACAAUCCAACAAUGCACCCGUGAAGAACCGAACCAAAGCUUCUGCUCUUUUGAAGAGCACAGCUCCCACCAAACGGGAAAAAAGCACAAGUAACACCACAGCUGCAGCCAGAUAAAACACUGUGACUGCUGUUUACAAUUACUUGAACAUGUUGCCUCAAAUAUACAAUCUUCGAAUUGACCAAAAUUAACAUUAUGAUUUAUUUAAUGUUCUUCCUAAUAGGUGAAUGGCUUGUUCGCAUUCUGCACUAUAUAAUUUAAUGUUGUACUAUAUGAACUUUCAUCACGUAUCACUUUGCUAAACGUUUCAAGGAACACAGUAAAGGUAUUGUCACAUUUAGAUAACAUGGUGCUAUAUUCUGUUGUGCAUAUUUAUGUUAAUAUCUGUUGUAAAGGUGUAUUUUAUAAUAAUUAGUUAGAUACCAUGUUGUAAAUUAUGUUGACAAUAAAAAAUUAUUUAUAUGUAUUUAGCCAGCACAAAAUAUUAUAUCGCCAGGCACACAGAACAUUAUAUCUACCACAUAUCCAUGAACUAAAAUGCACAAACAUCCUCUUGUCUGCAGCAGGGCCCUCUAUGUAAACCUUGUGAUGAUGGGCAUGCCUUGUAUUUAUCUUGUUUUCAAGUAUUUGUAUAUACAGCUGUACGCUUAUAUUCUUUUCAGUAUUUCUUGCACAUAGACCUCUUUAUUUUUAUCAGGCUGAAGAAAUGGGUUUCAUGUUUGUUAAAAGAAAUAUUGUGGGUUAUACAGUACUGAAUUGUCUCAUUUAUUGAGCAUGGGAAAAGUCACACAUUAUUACUUAUUGUAAGUGCAAAUAAAUGAAUAAUUUCCCAUCUUUUAUUAAAAUGGUAAGAUGUUAUUCUUCUCACAAUUUGUUUACAAAGAGCACAAAAUUGUCUUACGUGUUUUGUUUUAUUAUUUGUUUACACAUUUGCACAUUACAUUAUCAAUUAAAAAGACAUCUGGCUACAA